AAAACCCUGAAUUUUUCUUUAGAAAAGAAGGCCAACCCCUAACCCUAAACCCUCUCGCCGCCGUGCCCUCCUCUCCCUCUUUCUCCCUCGUUCCUCCCUCGCCGAACGCCGCCUUCAGAUAGAAGAAAUGCCCAAAAAGAGUAGAGCAGUGAGUAUGGAUGAGCCUACUAUUGCCGAGAAGCUUUCAAGCCUAGAGAUGGUUAAUGAAGAGAAAUUAGAGGACAAACCCAUCUCUGAACCAGCUGCGACCGUGGAUCCCCCAAGGGCAGACUCCUUGCAUGUUUUGUUAAGGCAAGCACUACGUGCUGAUGAUCGUUCAUUGUUAUUGGAGUGCCUACACGAAAAAGAUGAGAAGGUUAUUGCCAAAUCGAUAUCACAUCUAAAUCCAGCCAGCGUUGCCAAACUUUUGGAGCACCUUUCAUUCAUGGCAGAUUCAAGGGGUGCAGUUAUGAUCUGCGUACUUGUAUGGAUUAGAACUUUGCUUUGUCAUCAAGCAAGCAGCAUAAUGCUACAAGAGUCAUCUCUUCGCACACUCAAUUCUUUGUACCAGUUACUUGAAUCAAGGACCUCAACAUAUGGGUCAGCUGUCCAAUUAUCAUGUUCUUUGGAUCUCCUGCUUUUUAAUAAUGCCAAUGAUGAAACUGAUGAUGAAGGGACUGAGCAACCCGAACCUAUUAUAUAUGAGAACAGUGAUGACGAAGAAUCAGAAGACGCAAUUGAUGCUGAGGAGGAAGAAGGCACUGAUACUGAAGGCCUAGGAGAUGUCACUGAUGCUCAUGAGUCUGAUGAGAGCGAUGUCAUGCAAGAAUGACAUAGAAAUUGCUUUUUACACACUUAAGCUUCUCUACCGUGAACAAUGGUGUAACUUGAGAUAGACGGUAGGCCGAAGCUAUAACAUUAAAUCCAGGUGAAAUUCAAUCUUAUUUGCUUUCUUAUCGAUCUCUCGGUGAUCAAAUUUGUAUCUCGAACAUUGUUCCUAAGCUGUAUCCAUUAUCUAAAAAGAAAGGAGUAGUGCAUUCCUCCACAAGAAAGAUGAGUUAAAACUCACUCUUGUGCUGCGU
Molecule: messenger RNA, 1061 nt
Organism: Zingiber officinale
Lineage: Eukaryota; Viridiplantae; Streptophyta; Magnoliopsida; Zingiberales; Zingiberaceae
Product: WD repeat-containing protein 43-like
Exons: 5
Coding region: 128-811 (227 amino acids)
Biological process (GO): maturation of SSU-rRNA from tricistronic rRNA transcript (SSU-rRNA, 5.8S rRNA, LSU-rRNA)
Cellular component (GO): nucleolus
Source: RefSeq, a predicted model, not a curated record